UCUUAACAAAGACCAUAUUAUCUUGUCCAACCUAUACCCAUAAUUUUCAUUCUCACUGUCUUCUAUUCUCCUCUUUAACAAUGUCACGGCGAGAACGAGACUAUCGCGAUUCCGACUCUAGACGACAUCGUUCUGGCUUUGACCGAGAGCCCAGUCCCAAGAGGUCUAGGAGGGAUGGAAAACCAGAAACUGAGAGGGUUCCUAGCUACACUAACUUGAAUGUUGAAGAUAGUACUGAUCGGGACCAAAGGCAUCGGCGCCGGUUACAUGAUGCAUUGCCUCUUGAGGCUCCUUCAGCACCUGAUUCCAAGGUAGAGGCUGGUGUCUUAAGCAAGGAUUCUGAGAAGAAACCCAAUGGAGAUCAUGAAGGAACUAAGCGCUCUUCUGAUCCAAUUGAUGUACCUCGGUCUCGAUCUUAUUUUCAGCACGAUGAGCGUGGUAAUGCCGCGCAAGUUGGUCGAAGCAUUGGGCGGAGAGCAACAACUGAGCGUCGAUGGAGGGAUUCAAAGGAUGAACGAAAUGAAAGGGCAAUAAACAAAUCGUCAAAUUAUGAUUCACAGCAAAGAGAUGGGAGAUCACAUGCUAAGGGGGUUGACAAAAGUGUCUGGCAUCAUGAUGCUUUCUUCAAAAUGGAAGCUGAACCAGCUGCUCCUGUGAGGAAAAGACCUGCAUUUAGGGAGAAGAAAGUUCCAGUAGACUCUGAGAAUGCUGAAAAAACCGUGAUUGAGCCUGUGAAGCCUAGUCAUUCUGAUCGCCCGUCAGAAAUUGAAAGAAGGGAGGAGAGAGAUCGUAACCCCCGCCAUUCUGACAGAUCUGAGAGGCCAGUGUCUAGUAACAGGAAAGAAGCACAAAGGGGUGGCCUUUGGGACAGACAUGGUGUUGGUGGUGGCAAUUACAAAGAAAGAGAGAGAUUUAGCGGAAGGCAAAUUUAUCGCCCAGGUGGUACGCGGCCAGAAAAGUGGAAGCAUGAUAUGUUUGAUGAGGCUAAUAGGAGCCCAAUCAAAAAGAAUGAAGAGGAUCAGAUUGCAAAUGUUGAAGCACUCUUGGCUUCAUAGUUACAAGGAUAAGGUGGAGUCCUUUAUCUGUCUAAUGAAAUGCCUGUAUGCGCUCUAAGCAUGAAAUUUGCCAUGUUAUUUUUGGAUCCUUAAGACAUUUUAAGUAGAAUUUUGGAAUUUGGAUUUCGGAGUGAUUUAUUGAUUGAUGCGACCUUGUUGGCCAAUCCGUUUAGCAACAUGACAUUUCUUAUUUGCUUUUGAGGUAUGUACCACACUUGCAACUAUUUAUCAGCUUCUCGCGCCUAUUCUUA
Messenger RNA from Ricinus communis (castor bean), 1306 nucleotides. RefSeq names its product zinc finger CCCH domain-containing protein 13. Gene Ontology annotation, molecular function: mRNA binding. The record is from RefSeq and is a predicted model, not a curated record. Gene Ontology annotation, cellular component: exon-exon junction complex. The transcript is spliced from 4 exons. Lineage: Eukaryota; Viridiplantae; Streptophyta; Magnoliopsida; Malpighiales; Euphorbiaceae. Gene Ontology annotation, biological process: mRNA processing. The coding region runs from base 81 to 1055 and encodes 324 amino acids.